This is a messenger RNA of Kockovaella imperatae, 1305 nucleotides long. RefSeq lists its product as hypothetical. Bases 1 to 1305 code for a protein of 434 amino acids. The record is from RefSeq and is a predicted model, not a curated record. The transcript has a single exon. NCBI's taxonomy places the organism in Eukaryota, Fungi, Basidiomycota, Tremellomycetes, Tremellales, Cuniculitremaceae.
AUGUCCCUUCAUCUCAGGCUCUUGAGCGUGUUCUAUCUCCUCGCUGCUUCUGUGCAUGCUCUCCCCGCCGCCACACGAUCUCACACUGAUCCCGCCUCACGAUCUUCCAAUCCUUCUUUCAGCGCUUCUAGCCUUGCUGCCAUCUCCCUCGACCCAAACUAUCAACGUGACUCUUGUGUAUCCGCUACAAAGCUCUUUGGCGAUCGAGUGUUUUGGGUGUGCAGAGAUACUAUCGUCUUGACUGAUCAAAGUCUAAAUGAUGAGUUCGCCAAUCCUGGUGUGACCUCUGGCUUCGUCUCUUCCACUGGAAGUUGGUCGAAUCAAACUUCGGGUGGAGCAGCAGGACCUUUACUUGUGCCACCUCCUAGUGGCCAAGGUCAACAACAAGCUACCUCGAGUUACCAAUAUCAGUUGACUCAAUAUGGUGGAGAUAUCGCUACGACUGCUUACGUCCCAUAUGCAGAUGACGAGUGCAAUUCGGAUGGAAAUCAAGCUGGAACAGGUGCACCCUGUUCAAACAAUGGUACUCGAGUCCCUCUGUGGCCCGACUCGCCUCCCUACGUGACUCAGGUGGCUAGCGAUGGAUCAGUCACCGCUUGGCUCUACCUUCGAAGGCCAUUGAUCAAGGGACUUUCGAUCCAAAACUUCGAGCCUCCAGGUUCACUCUACUACAUCUACUGGCCUUCUAACGAUGGCGCCGAUACACUCCCUUUGAUCGGACUGGUCAACGAAGAAUUCUUCCCCGAAGGAUCUUUCACCUAUGGAGAUUAUGGCGGCGUGGUCGAUACGGCGGGAGAGUACCUCUACCUGUUCGGUCAAUCACUCUACACCGAUUCACAAGGUAAUCAGCCCAUCGCUCUGGCCAGAUGUCCCGUCGAUUCACCUGCCAAUAACAGGACGUACGAAUACUACUACAACGAUGGAACUUGGUCGUCCGUUCAACCGAGCGUCAACGAUACCUCAGCCUUCAUCUCCGCCGGCGCAGGUGGUCAAGGAACAUACUUUUACUCCAGCUACCUCGGUCAAUACGUCUGGCUGGGUCAAUUGGCCAAUAGUCUAGGUCUUCAAGUAGCAGUCUCCGUCGCUCCGGAGCCUUAUGGUCCUUGGUCAGCGCCUUCCGUCAUCGCCAUCUUGCCAGCGAGCGAAUACGGCCCGACUUACAGUGUGGCAGCUCACCCGGAGAUGUCCAGCAAUCAGCAGGAGAUCUACCUCACAUACACCAGGCAGGUCUACUGGAACAACAAUGCCGACAACUCGGACAGGACGUUCUAUGAGAACCCCUUGUGGCACAUGACGUGGAACUGA